GCUCCCAGAAACUUCACCACAGCUCACAGCUCAGCAUCAGCGCACACAGGUUGUUUACCUGAAGAGCGAGAAGAUGGAAGCUGCGUACAAGAGAGUCAAUGGAAACUACGGCCCCGAGGCAGAGACAGACGACCAAGCCACCCGGAAGAGAAGGGGCUCCAUGUACCUGGAGGAGGAGACCAACAAGAAGUCAGAGGUGAUCUCCUGCAUCUUCUCCCUGAAAGAGGAGGUCGGAGCUUUAGCCAAGGCCCUGCGGCUCUUUGAGGACAAGGGCAUCAACCUGAUGCACAUCGAGUCCCGUCCGUCGCGGAUGAACAAAGACCAGUACGAGUUCUUCAUCAGCGUGGACUCCACCUGCUCCCAGGCCUUGGAUGAGGUCAUUGACGGCCUGCGCACACAAAUCAGCGGCCACGUGCACGAGCUGUCACGCAACAAAGAGAAGGAUACAGUGCCAUGGUUCCCUAAUGACAUCCAGGACUUGGACCGAUUCGCCAACCAGAUCCUCAGUUACGGCUCCGAGCUGGAUGCGGAUCACCCGGGCUUCACAGAUCCAGUCUACAGAGCCCGCAGGAAGGAGUUCGCCGACAUCGCCUACAACUACAGACAUGGCCAAGUCAUCCCUAGAGUGGAGUACACAGCGGAGGAGAAGGCCACGUGGGGCACAGUGUUCAAGGAGCUGAAGACUCUGUACCCGACCCACGCCUGCCGCGAACACAACCGCGUCUUCCCCCUGCUGGAGAAAUACUGCGGCUACAGGCAGGACAACAUCCCACAGCUGGAGGACGUCUCCCGCUUCCUGCAGUCGUGCACAGGUUUCCGGCUUCGCCCGGUGGCCGGCCUGCUCUCGUCCCGGGACUUCCUGGCCGGACUCGCCUUCCGCGUCUUCCAUUCCACGCAGUACAUCCGUCACGGCUCCAAGCCCACGUACACACCUGAGCCGGACAUCUGCCAUGAGCUCCUGGGACAUGUGCCUUUGUUUGCCGACCCGAGUUUUGCCCAGUUCUCACAGGAAAUUGGACUCGCCUCCCUUGGUGCUCCUGAUGAGUACAUUGAGAAACUUGCUACUGUGUACUGGUUCACUGUGGAGUUUGGCCUGUGUAAGCAGGGCUCAGAGAUCAAAGCUUACGGAGCUGGCUUGCUUUCAUCGUUUGGAGAGCUGCAGUACAGCUUGACAGACAAGCCCAGACUCCAGCCCUUUGACCCCGACAAGACCAGCCUCCAGAAAUACCCCAUCACAGAGUACCAGCCUGUUUACUUUGUUGCUGAGAGCUUUGAAGACGCCAAAGAGAAAGUGAGGAAAUUUGCAGGCACCAUCCCCAGGCCUUUCACAGUGCGCUACAACCCCUACACCCAGAGUAUCGAAGUGCUGGAUAACACCCAGCAGCUCAGGAACCUGGCCGACAGCAUUGGUAGUGAAAUGGGGAAACUGUGUGAAGCCCUGCGGAAACUGGCGUAACUGCACGUGUAAUCUGAAGCAUCUUUUUUUCAUUGGAACAGUCGUUCAUUUAUUAGACUGCUGGCCUCUUACGGUUACGCUUAGCAUGCCUGCAAAUUAGCUUUCUUUGUAUUAAAGCAAAUAUGCAAAUCAAAUAAUGGCUUUAUUACUGUUAUCCAAUUAGUAAGAUGUGUUCUCUGUGUAUUUUAGUUAAGUGAAUAAAGUGUAGCCUGUUCUAAUGCAGGAUAAUAAGGAAUGUCUCUUUAACGACAUUAUUACAGUAUAAAUGUAUACAUGCUUUUCAAAAUAAGAGGGUUUUGACAAUCAACAUCUCCUCUGUGACCUCAAUGAAUUUAAAACCAAAUAUGUAAACAUACAAUUUUGCUUCUAAUAUAAUGCAAGACAACUGCAAUAACUGAUUUUUUUUUCUAUGCAUUUCAAGCCUAAAAGUCUAUUGAGAUCAUUUUUGUCACUCAAGCUUUCAUUUUGCUGUUUUGUAUA
This is a messenger RNA of Seriola dumerili (greater amberjack), 1936 nucleotides long. It is a transcript of the gene pah, whose product is annotated as phenylalanine hydroxylase. Bases 74 to 1456 code for a protein of 460 amino acids. Gene Ontology annotation, biological process: L-tyrosine biosynthetic process; L-phenylalanine catabolic process. The record is from RefSeq and is a predicted model, not a curated record. The transcript has 13 exons. Gene Ontology annotation, molecular function: phenylalanine 4-monooxygenase activity; iron ion binding. Lineage: Eukaryota; Metazoa; Chordata; Actinopteri; Carangiformes; Carangidae.